Dermatophagoides pteronyssinus (European house dust mite) is the source of this 1852-nucleotide messenger RNA. RefSeq names its product sterol O-acyltransferase 1-like. The record is from RefSeq and is a predicted model, not a curated record. Gene Ontology annotation, cellular component: endoplasmic reticulum membrane. Lineage: Eukaryota; Metazoa; Arthropoda; Arachnida; Sarcoptiformes; Pyroglyphidae.
AAAACAACCACUCUGAAGAUAAGUGAAAAUACAAAAAAAAAUCAAACGAUUUCAUUAUUUUCAUUUUGGAAAAAAACCGUCUUUACCAGCAAAAUUUUUAGUGAUAGUUUUGAUAAGAUAUUUUUGCAAAAUAUCGGAGGGAAAAAUCGCACUUGAUUUGCAAUUUGAUUUUUCUUCAGAAAUUCAUUUCGAAUUCAGAUUAAUAUUUAAUUCUAUUAAUCGAAGACAAUUUUGUCCAUCAAAAAUUAACAAAAUUUUUAUUUGCUAAUAUCAUAUGCAAUAAUAUUAUUGCGGAAACCAAUGAUUUGAGUCAAUCAUCAUGGAACAUGACAAUGAUAAUGAUGACACAAAACCUAAUUCAAAAAAAUUCAUCACAUUUAAACAUCGCGAAUCUCUUUUGACACAAUUGCUUGCUACUGAUCCGAAUCUACGCAUGAUACAUGAUCUGAUAGCUUUAUUUAUAUUUGUAUUUUUGCUGUGUAAAAUUGAAGUUUUCAUUAAUGAACCGACUAAAUUCUGGGAAAUUUUUGAUGGAUACAUUCGGAAUUCCAGUGAUUUGGGUCAAGUCAUCCAAAUAUGGUUCAUAAUGAAAAUGUUUGUCCUUUGCUUACAUUAUCCAUUAGUUUUGUUCAACAAUUUUUUUCAAUAUCGAUGGCUGAUUAAUAAUUUUGAGAAUAACAAUUAUAAUUCAGAUAUUCUGUGUGAAAUGUAUGAAAAUCGACAAUAUGCGGGAUGUUUAUAUCAAAUAAUUUUAUACACAAUGUAUUCGUGUAUUUCCAUUUUUGCCAUUUUAUUCUAUUGUACUUAUUGUAUAUUAGUUUAUGACAUCAAAUUAAUCGGAUCAUUUUCCUUAUUGAUAGAAAUGACAAGACUUUUGAUGAAAUCACAUUCUUUUUUUAUUGAGAAAAAAGAUCUUUUCAUUGAAAAAGAGACAUUAAAAAAUCUUAUGGUCAAUAAACAUCAUACAAAUAUGUAUAGAUCAUUCUGGGCUCUUUCUUCACGUGCCAGUUUUCGAAAAUAUAUUUACUAUAUGUUUGCACCGACUUUGUUAUAUCGUGAUUCUUAUCCAAGAACAAAAAAAAUCCGAUGGGGUCGUGUUUUGAAUUUUGGUCUGCAAUUCAUUUUAUUUAUUCUUUUGGCAAUGUAUGUCUAUCAGGGUUAUCUUGUCAAUUUAACAAAAACUUGUACCGAAAGUAUAGAGCUUAAUUUGAAACUAUUAUAUCAGAUUAUAACCCCCGGAAUAAUUUUUUAUUGGUUAUUUUUCUACGUUUUUUUCCAUCUUUAUCUUAAUUUGACUGCUGAAUUGUUACGUUUUGGUGAUCGAAAUUUUUAUGAAGAUUUUUGGAACAGUAAAUCAGCAAAAGUAUAUUAUCGAAAAUGGAAUCAUGUUGUACAAAACUGGUUAUAUGUUUAUGUAUUUAUACCUGUUGAUAAUCGUUUUCAAAAUCGUAUAUUGACCAAUUUUGCUGUCAUUUUGAUCUCAGCAUUGAUGCAUGAAUAUAUUGUUAGUUUUUAUUUUCGGUUUUUCUUUCCACUAAUGUUCAUUAUGUUUGGCAUUUCAACUCCAAUUGUAUAUUUAUUGGAAAAAUAUGGUUUAGUCAAAAAUUUGGUAUCCAUCAAAUUGAUUGUGACAAAUUGGUCAAUUUUGUUAGCGAUCUUGAUAAUCGAAUAUAAUUACAGAACCAGUUGUCCAUUAUCGGAACCAUGGAAGCAAAUUAUAUUGCCACGUUUCAUACAUCAUGUAAAAAUUUAGCCGUAUUAAAAAGAUAUUCCAGGUUCAAAUCAUCACAUUUUGACAAUAUCAUAAUAAAUGUACUGAAAAUGAAUUUAUUCAUUUUAUUUAAUAUUUUCA